Messenger RNA from Knipowitschia caucasica, 945 nucleotides. The record is from the annotation of a GenBank genome assembly. NCBI's taxonomy places the organism in Eukaryota, Metazoa, Chordata, Actinopteri, Gobiiformes, Gobiidae.
AUGCCAAGGCGAAGGGCCGAGGAGGAGCAGACCACAGGGUACAACCACCCAGAAGAAGAGCCAGAGGAAGCAGCAGCAGCAGGGCUGUCAGGUGCUGAAGAUACUGCCACCACCACACAAGGCCCACCAAGGAAGAGGGCUCGGAAGAGGCCCACGUCCAACCUGACAGAGAACCUGACAGAGAACCUGACAGAGAACCUGAUAGAGAACCUGACAGAGAACCUGACAGAGAACCUGACAGAGAACCUGACAGAGAACCUGAUAGAGAACCUGACAGAGAACCUGACAGAGAACCUGACGGAGAACCUGACGGAGAACCUGACAGAGAACCUGACGGAGAACCUGACGGAGAACCUGACAGAGAACCUGACAGAGAACUUGACGGAGAACCUGACAGAGAACCUGACGGAGAACCUGACGGAGAACCUGACGGAGAACCUGACAGAGAACUUGACAGAGAACCUGACGGAGAACUUGACGGAGAACCUGACAGAGAACCUGACGGAGAACCUGACAGAGAACCUGACAGAGAACCUGACAGAGAACCUGACGGAGAACCUGACGGAGAACCUGACAGAGAACCUGACGGAGAACCUGACGGAGAACCUGACAGAGAACCUGACAGAGAACUUGACGGAGAACCUGACAGAGAACCUGACGGAGAACCUGACGGAGAACCUGACGGAGAACCUGACAGAGAACUUGACAGAGAACCUGACAGAGAACUUGACGGAGAACCUGACAGAGAACCUGACGGAGAACCUGACAGAGAACCUGACGGAGAACCUGACGGAGAACCUGACAGAGAACCUGACGGAGAACCUGACGGAGAACCUGACAGAGAACCUGACAGAGAACUUGACGGAGAACCUACAGCUUUCAGAAAUAUUGGAUUUUGUGGGGAUUUUAGUGUCCCUUGUCAUCCUGAACUUUUUUUCUUCUUAA